GUCCUCUGCACAUCUAUAAAUCGGCUCUCUCCUGCUCUCUCCAUGACUAGAAUAACUAUUUCCAUUACCUUGUAUUAUGUUGUGGCUAACACCUACUCACAAGGGGAGAGAGACAGAGACUGGGACAGAGAUGGGAGGGAUUCUGGCUUACGUUCUCAUCUUUCUCAUAAGUGUAGUGUCUUAUAUAAUUAAGAUAAGAAAAAAGAAAAAACCCAGUAAAGGAAUUAAGCUUCCACCAGGAUCAAUGGGUUGGCCUUACAUUGGAGAGACUCUUCAACUCUACUCUCAAGACCCAAAUGUCUUCUUUGCAUCCAAACAAAAAAGGUAUGGAGAAAUAUUCAAGACCCACAUUCUUGGUUGCCCGUGUAUUAUACUGGCUAGCCCAGAGGCAGCUCGGUUUGUGCUUGUGACUCAACCUCAUUUGUUCAAGCCAACAUAUCCCAAAAGUAAGGAACAUUUGAUUGGUCCAUCAGCUCUUUUUUUCCAUCAAGGAGAUUACCAUAUUCGUCUAAGGAAGUUGGUUCAGAGCUCCUUAUCUCUGAAUUCAAUCCGAAAUUUGGUUGCUGAUAUUUCAACCACAGCAGCCUCUACCUUAGAUUCAUGGGAUGGUGGACAUGUCCUUAACACCUUUCAAGAAAUGAAAAAGUUUUCUUUUGAAGUAGGAAUACUAGCAAUUUUUGGCAGUUUGGAAGCCCAAUACAGAGAAGAAAUGAAAAGGAACUACAGAAUAGUGGAUAAAGGCUACAAUUCCUUUCCAACAAGCCUCCCAGGAACUCCUUACAGGAAGGCAGUGCUGGCAAGAAAGAGAUUAGGCAAGAUUCUUGGUGAUAUUAUUCGUGAAAGAAAAGAGAAGAGAUUGCUUGUAAAGGAUCUCUUCGGUUGUCUAUUGAACUCGAAAAAUGAGAAAGGAGAACUCCUUACCGAUGAUCAAAUAGCGGAUAACAUUAUUGGAGUGUUUUUUGCUGCUCAAGACACCACAGCUAGUGCCAUGACAUGGAUUGCCAAGUAUCUCCAUGACAACCAUAGAGUUCUAGAGGCUGUAAAGGCCGAACAGAACGCAAUUCGCAAAUUGAAUGAUGAAAGUAAUCAGCCAUUGAGUUGGAGUCAAACGAGAAACAUGCCAUUUACUCAAAAGGUUGUGUUGGAGAGCUUGAGAAUGGCAAGCAUUAUAUCCUUCACGUUUAGAGAAGCAGUGGCUGAUGUCGAGUACAAGGGGUACCUGAUUCCCAAAGGUUGGAAGGUGAUUCCUUUGUUCAGGAAUACUCAUCACAAUCCAGAAUAUUUUAGAGAUCCUCAAAAAUUUGAUCCAACAAGGUUUGAGGUUGCACCAAGACCAAAUACAUUUAUGCCAUUUGGACGUGGACACCAUGCUUGUCCAGGAAAUGAACUUGCCAAGUUGGAGAUGCUUAUCAUGAUCCACCAUUUGCUCACCAAGUUCAGGUGGGAAGUGGUGAGAUCUCAAAGUGGGAUUCAGUACGGCCCGUUCCCUGUGCCAUUGCAUGGACUUCCAGCCAGAUUUUGGAAAGAACAUACCAGCUAGGAUAUAGGUGCUCUAGAUAAAUAAGCUGAGAUGCUAUUUGCCUUUUUAGCCGAGUAUUUGUUAUUUUUGCUCCUAAUUAGCAAUAGUCCUGUUUUUUCGUCAAUGCUUUCUCUUGCGAUUCUCAUUGUGACUUGGCCAUUGUAUAUAACAAAUAUGCGUGUAUUCUGUGUAAGUGCAUCUGCCA
Messenger RNA from Populus euphratica (Euphrates poplar), 1724 nucleotides. RefSeq names its product abscisic acid 8'-hydroxylase 4-like. The record is from RefSeq and is a predicted model, not a curated record. Gene Ontology annotation, biological process: sterol metabolic process. NCBI's taxonomy places the organism in Eukaryota, Viridiplantae, Streptophyta, Magnoliopsida, Malpighiales, Salicaceae. Bases 77 to 1540 code for a protein of 487 amino acids. The transcript has 9 exons. Gene Ontology annotation, molecular function: iron ion binding; (+)-abscisic acid 8'-hydroxylase activity; heme binding.